Messenger RNA from Sycon ciliatum, 1881 nucleotides. RefSeq names its product putative RNA polymerase II subunit B1 CTD phosphatase RPAP2. The transcript has a single exon. Gene Ontology annotation, molecular function: RNA polymerase core enzyme binding; RNA polymerase II CTD heptapeptide repeat phosphatase activity. Lineage: Eukaryota; Metazoa; Porifera; Calcarea; Leucosolenida; Sycettidae. The record is from RefSeq and is a predicted model, not a curated record. Gene Ontology annotation, cellular component: cytoplasm; nucleus. Bases 156 to 740 code for a protein of 194 amino acids.
UAAUUUUUUGUUUGCUGUUUCUGUGUUCAGUUGCUCGACCUUGAGAUGUGAUCUGCCUAACUACUACUUGUCUGAUAGUUCUCGAGAGUCAGCAAGUAGCUAGGAGUUGAAUUGGCAUUGUUGAUUACUGUAAGGCUCUGUCGGCACGGGGAGAAAUGCCCAAGAGACACGAGGAUAUCAUCGAGUAUCGCCGAUGCUGCGAAUCCCUGGCACAGAAGGUCGUGGAGGAGUUCCUCGAGGACAAUGUCAGGCCAGAGGAUCUGAAGACCAAGGCGAAGUACAUAGAUCGCCUGCGCUAUGCCGACGUGCUUGAGGAGCGCAGUGAGGCCCAGCACGUGUGCGGCUAUCCUCUGUGUAACGUGGAUUUGAAAGAGGUCAAAUCACAACGCUACCACAUCUCACUGGCCGACAAGAAAGUCUAUGACCUGACGCAGCGUCGGCGAUACUGCAGCACAGAGUGCUACCAUGCGUCAUUGUUCUACGAUCGGCAAAUCUCCGAGGCACCCGUGUGGGCCCGCAAGGGUAUUGAAAUGCCGACAAUUCGUCUUUACAGAGAAGCAACCAUAGCUAAUCCGACCGACUCCAGUUUGGACGGUGGCGAUGCGCCUAUUUCCACUCAUACUGCCACUGGUGGUGGCAGUGAGGAUAUGUUCAAGCAGCUGGAUGUGGUCACGCACAAGCCGCAGGGCACCGCCGACCAGGCCCUGCCAAACGUAGUUAUCAAGGAACGAAACGUGUAGCCUGUGGGACAUGUGAGGCGUGCCGCGGAGAAAAGCAUGGCCGCCGUCGAGGACUAUGGCAUCGCGAUGUGCCCCGUAUUCUAUUUGCUUUGCCACAGCACUCCCCUCACCAAGGUCGGAAAAAUAACCGGCGUGGCAACUUUUGCUAUUGCCCGGAUGCCUGGCAAGAUGUUGACACAAACAUUAAAUUCAAGUUCGGGCCGUGUUGUCUUUGUCUGCCUAUCUCUAUCUGUCUGUCUCUCUCUAUCUCUCUCUUUCUCUCUUUCUCUCUCUAUCUCUCUCUCUCUCACACACACACACACACACAUACUCAGACAAACACACGCACACACAAGCACACACACUCAGAAAUACACACACACACACACUCACACACACACACUCAGACAAACACACGCACACACACUCAGACAAACACACACACACACGCACACACACUCAGAAAUACACACUCAGAAAUACACACACACACACACACACACACACACACACACACACACACACACACACACACACACGUACACCUAUAUAACUCAUGAUGUGUUCGCUUGAAGAGAGUAUCUGCAAUAUCACAAAAUCCAUCAAUGAUUAUCAUGAUUCACAAAUUGAAAAAAUAAUUAUUAUAAUGCAAUCAUCCCAUACAAUGCAAUGUUCCCCUUGUAUCCUGCUAUAGUAUAUAUUCCUAGCAACUUUUUUAAAUAUCUGUGCUGCCAGGUUUGGAUAGGCUCAACGUUGCUGGCGAUGAUUGACCUCCGACGUGCGGACACUUUGGACACGCUGUUUCUCUUGUGCGUGACGUGACGUCAACACUUCUUUUUUUCUGGCUUCUCGUCACAGCUAGCUGCAUCCCGUGCCCAGGUGUGUUGCCUGCGAUAGGCUUGCUUUACGCUACUUGUAUAUUCUUCCGCUCUUGAAAUGCUUAGUAAUGAUAGGGGCUGUUUUUUUCUCGUUUUAAUACUUCUCUUUCUUUUUUCUUUUUUUUCCGUUUAGUGAUCGGUGUAGCCCAGAGACCGUUUGGAGAGUGCCGUGAAGAUGUAUGGUUACAGUGGAAUGUUCUCAUUUUGACAAUUGUACUGAAGUACUUCUGCAGUUCAAUCAUCUGUGUGACGAAGUAUUGAUUGUCUGCUGACACAUUGAAAGA